This is a messenger RNA of Kwoniella botswanensis, 1143 nucleotides long. RefSeq lists its product as uncharacterized. NCBI's taxonomy places the organism in Eukaryota, Fungi, Basidiomycota, Tremellomycetes, Tremellales, Cryptococcaceae. Gene Ontology annotation, biological process: protein import into mitochondrial matrix. The transcript has 5 exons. Gene Ontology annotation, molecular function: transmembrane protein transporter activity. Bases 1 to 1143 code for a protein of 380 amino acids. Gene Ontology annotation, cellular component: mitochondrial outer membrane translocase complex; mitochondrial outer membrane. The record is from RefSeq and is a predicted model, not a curated record.
AUGGCUUCCAUCCCAGUCCCACAAGCAUCCGAAAAGCCCUCCGGGCCAACCGCUUUCGCCCCAUACCUCGAUACCGUCGCUAACAUCUUUCACCCUGUGACUGGACCGGUAUUAAAUACUUAUGGGAGAUUUCACGGAUGGAAGGAAUCGAUGGGUUUGGUUCAGCCUGGAACGGUGGAGAACUUGACUAGGGAGGUGCAACAGGUUCAGCUUGCGAACUGGUCAUUUGACGGUGCAAGAGCAGACGUAGCUAAAGUCGUAUCUGCGAACCCCGCUUUCCAACUCACCCACUCCUUCUCCCUUGGAUCCACUACCCGACCUCCCGCUUACAACUUUGGUGCUAUCUUUGCUAACGCUAAGACCUUCCUACAAGGUGGUGUUGAUGGUUCCGGUACCGUUACGAUGCGAGCAAACCAGACUUGGGCUCCUACAGAUAUCACCAAAGUACAAGCUCAGCUCACUAACAAAGCCGGUCAAUCGAUGUUGCAAGUUGAACACGACCACCUGGGGCCUCAUUACACAUUCUCAUGGAAAUCGAUGAACCCCGGUAUACUUGAUGGAACCGGUAUCCACAUUGCCUCUUUACUCCAUUCAUUCUCUCCUCGACUAUCAUUAGGUUUCGAGACCGUCAUUCAACAUCCUCAACCAUCUAUCUUGGAGACCGCUACUUCCUACGUUGCCAAAUUGACUUCUUUACCCAACCCAAUUGAGCAACUCACCCCAACCGUUCCAGGACAGCCUACGCCAUUCUACCCAUCCUGGACUGCUACCGCUCAAUUACAACCAUCAGGAAACGUCCAAGCUACAUAUUACCAAAAACUGAGUGAUAAAGUUGAUGUCGCCUUGGAUUUACAAACCAUCAUUCAACCUGCCUCGAUGCUUGGUCCAGCCAAGAGAGAAGCGUUGGCCACUUUGGGUGCCAAAUACGAUUUCAGAAUGGCAACUUUCAGAGGUCAAAUUGAUUCAGCGGGUAAAAUCGGAAUGUACCUCGAACAGAGAUUCACACCUGCUUUCGCUUUCUUGGUGGCCGGUGAGAUCGACCAUGCCAAGAACGCAUCGAAAUUCGGUGUUGGUAUCAUGAUUGAAUCUUCAACGAUGACUCAAGAAGAGAUGAUCGCUGCUGGUAUGUUGACUCCUGUAUAG